CUUACUUACUGUAUUCGUCAUAAGUUCACAAAGUACUUAUUGUUCGUCUUCGGAGUGAAGUCGUCCUCUGACUCAUCCUCAUCCUCGAGCUUGUCGACGUCCCAAUCCUCCUCCGCCGAGCCGAACCGUCGGGAGGUCGUUCGCCCAACCGUCGCAGGUCGAACCUGAGUCCCUAAAGAUCCGCUGAGGUCCGGCUUGAAAUACCUCUGUAUUCUCCGCGCUCCCUGUGUCCUACGUAUCAGUUUUUGCAACAUGCGUCGCGACGAGGGUGUCAGGCUCUUUGCGUCCGAUGCUGAGCGCCGUGCAGAUGGAAGCGGCGGCCUGAAGGCCCAUCCGCGGAUGUUCGCCAUUCUCGAUCGUACGAGUGGUUAUAUCAAGAACGACGAGGGCGGGCAGACGCUGCGCGAUCUUUACAGAGCAGGCACCGUUGGCCAGGACCCCAAUAUGUACAGGCGGUUCGCGCUGGAUUGCUUUUCAGGCCAGACUACCGCAGUCCGACAGGCCGUCGAAAACGGGCGAGCACCUGAUCUCACCGGCACCGAGACGCCAUACAAGUUCGGUUAUUGCACCUUGGUCAUCGCAGGGGCUCAGCGCGGCGCAGCUCAAUGCCCCGGGGCAGACCACGCCGCGACGCUCAAGUACCUUCUCAACAGCGGCGCCCCUGUGGACUCAUGCGACAUCGUGGGUCUCACCGCGCUCCACCACGCAACACAGAACACAUAUGGCCCCACGGUCGCGCUCGCGCGCGUGCUCCUCGAGAACGGCGCGGACGUCAACUACCAAAACCGCUAUGGCGAGGUGCCCAUCAUGGCCGCCUUCCAGAUCGGUGACCCGCGGAUGGUGGAGCUGUUGAUGGAGUUCGGCGCCGACCUGGCGAAGCCCGACGCGGACGGGACGACGGGCCAGAGCAUGUUCGUGAACACGGGUCCUACUGUCACAGCGGCGGUGAUGAAGUGGAUGAGGAAGCGGACCGGCGAACAGCUGCCUCUGGACGGGAAGUCAUGCGCAAAGUGCGGCAAGACGAACGGCGCGCUCAAGAUCUGCAGCAAGUGCCACGCAGUGAAGUACUGCUCGCCCGAAUGUCAGAGGGCACACUGGCGGGAGCACAAGCAGACGUGCACGCCGUUUAACGCGGCGACAUCCGUGACCGUCCGCCCAUCGUACAGCGACCUUGGCAUGCUCCUGCCUACCGCUGACGUCACGCGCCAAAGCCUGGGUAUCCCAGCCGCCCCGCACCCCAGCUCGCACAACCGCAUGUCACAUAAGCCGCACAUGAAGCCCGGGCAGCCGAAGGCGAUGGUCAUCAAGGUGCAGGUGCCGUAUACGGGCAGAGCGCCGACGAUGCAGGACGGACUGAUGCUCGUGUACGACAAGAAGCGCGAUUUUGUGUGCACGCUUCGGCCGGGUGACAACCGGGAGGCGUACAUGCGCAUCGCGCAGACAGUAUGGACGAAGGGCGUUGGUGGCGCGAAGGCAUACUUCCCUGCGGAGCUGAAGAGUCGUGACGAGCUCGUCAUCAAGGUCGGCGAGGUGCUCGCUGAACAACCCUUUUGAAUGGUCAAUUACUCGGUUUCCCCUCAAGGUCAUCAUCGUCAUCCGUGUAUCAAACGUAACCUGUAUUCCUCCUGGGCGGUAGUCUGUGUGCUCUGUGUAUCAUAGUUUUCAUCAUUCAAUGGGCUUUCUGGUAACUAUAUCCGAUUUCGUGUAAACCUGAUCCACAUGUCACAUAUGAGUCUGCACGUCUCUGAGUCUUCAUUCUGAAGGUCCGCAUUAGUCACGCACAUAGGUAUGGCACUGUGACGCACCUAUCCAGUCACUCUGAACCGAAACUCGUCGUAGUCUUAGAAUUCGACCUGUACCAGGGUAAGCGAAGGACACUCGCGAUGACGUCCGGGUCUCCAUACCUGUGCCAGUGCCUCUGCUGC
Rhodofomes roseus is the source of this 1925-nucleotide messenger RNA. RefSeq lists its product as uncharacterized. The transcript is spliced from 4 exons. The record is from RefSeq and is a predicted model, not a curated record. The coding region runs from base 253 to 1554 and encodes 433 amino acids. Gene Ontology annotation, molecular function: protein binding. NCBI's taxonomy places the organism in Eukaryota, Fungi, Basidiomycota, Agaricomycetes, Polyporales, Fomitopsidaceae. Gene Ontology annotation, cellular component: cytoplasm; nucleus.